AUGAGGCUGACGAUGCGCCCGCGAUGGUGGAUUUCCCUUUUGUGCGUCUAUGGAUUGAUGCACGUCGGUCACCAGAGCAGCCCCAAUGCCCAAAAUGGAGACGCCUUGUCGAGCCUGAAGGCUCUUCGUGAUGCGGGCAGGUUUGUCGGGAAGGAGGACACGGUGCCUCUCCGCCUGCUCUACAGCAGGCACAACCACAGCCAGAUCGCGCAGGACGAGCUCAGCACCCGGGUGAAAGCCAGCUCCGGCUCCGCUCAGGUGAACCAUGUGGCCCAAGUAAGCUUUCAAGUCGACGCCUUUGGUAGAAAAUUCAUCUUGGAUGUGGAACUGAAUCAUGAUCUGCUGUCUUCAGGGUAUGUGGAGAGGCAUUUGUCAGAAAAGGGGAGGACUGUCGUCACCAGUGGAGGAGAGCACUGCUACUAUCAGGGGAAGGUCAGAGACAUUCCUCACUCCUUUGUGGCUCUCUCAACCUGUCACGGAUUGCAUGGAAUGUUUUUCGAUGGCAAUCACACCUACAUGAUUGAACCUGGAGGACGGGGCAGCAGCGAUGGAGGGGUCCGCGUUCACAUGAUCUAUAAAUCUGCAGGGCAAGAGGGAUUUAAUGAUCUCCUCAAUGGUGAUCUUCCAGAGCCACCCUUUCCCAGCCCUCCAUUCCCCGGGUCAAAGGUUGUGCACAGGAGAACAAAGAGACAGGCUUCACAUGUGACACGAAGUGUAGAGGAUGAGACCAAGUACAUCGAGUUGAUGGUGAUCAAUGACCAUCUAAUGUACAAGAAGCAUCGGCUUUCCGUUGGGCACACAAAUAACUAUGCUAAGUCAGUGGUCAAUAUGGCUGACAUGAUUUUCAAGGAGCAGCUUAACACCCGUAUUGUGCUGGUUGCCAUGGAAACAUGGUCAGCCGACAACAAGUUCAACAUCGAUGAAGACCCCAUGGUGACGCUGAAGGAGUUCAUGAAGUACCGAAAAGACUUCAUCAAGGAGAAGUGCGACUCUGUGCACCUCUUCUCAGGGAAUCGUUUUCAUAGCAGCUGGGGAGGCGCUUCCUAUAUGGGAGGAGUUUGCUCUCUGACUAAAGGAGGGGGAGUCAACGAGUACGGCAAAACAGACGAGAUGGCCAUCACCCUCGCUCAGUCACUGGGACAGAACAUCGGCAUCUUCUCUGACAAGAAGAGGAUCCUCAAUGGCGAGUGCAAGUGUGAUGAUCGCUGGUCGGGCUGCAUCAUGGAUGAUGUUGGUUUCUACCUGCCCAAGAGGUUCUCUGACUGCAACGUGGAGGAGUACCAUAACUUUCUUAACAGUGGCGGAGGAGCUUGUCUGUUCAACAAACCUCUGAAGCUGUUGGACCCUCCGGUGUGUGGAAAUGGCUUCGUGGAGCCAGGAGAGGAGUGUGACUGUGGCAGCCCAGCGGAGUGUGCCAGAGAGGGAGGGACCUGCUGUAACAAGUGCACCCUGACCCAGGGCUCCAAGUGUAGUGACGGACUCUGCUGCAACAACUGCCAGAUGGAGUUCAUGGGAGUUGUGUGCAGAGAUGCAGUGAAUGACUGCGACAUCCCGGAAAACUGCACAGGCAACUCCAGUCAGUGUCCACAAAAUGUGCACAAGAUGGAUGGCUACACGUGCGAAAAGGACCAGGGUCGCUGCUUCAAUGGAAGGUGCAAAACCAAAGACAGACAGUGCAAGUACAUUUGGGGAGAGAAGGCGACAGCGGCCGACAAGUUUUGCUACGAGAAGUUAAACAUUGAAGGGACGGAGAAAGGCAACUGCGGGAAGGACAAAGACACCUGGAUCCAGUGUAACAAACAGGAUGUUCACUGUGGGUACCUGCUCUGCUCCAACAUCUCACCUGCUCCGCGACUGGGAGAGCUGCAGGGAGGGCUGACCUCUUUCUCAGUAGCCCGACACAGUGCUUCUCUGGACUGCAGCGGUGCUCACGUGCUGAUCGAUGGAGACACCGACCUGGGAUACGUCGAGGAUGGGACGGCCUGCGGGACAGACCGCGUCUGUUUCAAUCACAAGUGUCUCCCCAUCCAGCAGUUCAACUUCAGCACCUGCCCCGGGACCACCGACAAGACCGUCUGCUCUGGACAUGGGGUGUGCAGUAAUGAGCUGAAAUGUGUGUGUUACCUGGGCUGGGCAGGAGAGGACUGUAACUCCACGUCUCCUCUCAGUUAUCUCGUGGUGGGACCCACUGCCUCAGUUUCAGGUAUCACCAGUACCAACAUCAUCGUCGGGGCCAUCAUAGGGUCCAUCCUCUUCCUCGCCCUCAUACUGGCUGUUACAGCCUGGUGUUACAAGAGCUACAAGCAGAGACGCUAUGUUGAGUCUGAGGUUCAACGAAGAUUCUGCCGGCAAAUGCCCCCAGGUGACUAUGUAACAAAGCCUGGGGACGCAGACUCAUUUUACAGUGACAUGCCUCCGGGUGUCAGCACAAACUCCGGCUGCAGCUCCAAGAAGAGGUCAGCUUGCCUGUCGCACCUGCAGAUUUGCACCCUGUCCUUCACCCCCUCCAUCCCAUCCAUUUCUCAGAACAUCUCACUGUUUGGCUUCAGAUCUAACGGCCUCUCCCACUCGUGGAGUGAAAGAAUCCCAGAUGCCAAACACAUCUCGGACAUCUGUGAAAAUGGGCGACCGAGGAGCAACUCGUGGCAAGGAAAUCUAAGUGGUAAUCGUAAGAAACUGAAAGGAAAGAAGUUCCGUGCCCGCUCUAACUCCACAGAGACGCUAUCCCCUGCCAAGUCACCCACUUCCUCUACAGGAUCUAUUGCAUCCAGCAGGAGAUACCCGUACCCCAUGCCCCCUCUCCCAGAUGACCAGAGGAAAGCUAACAGGCAGAGCGCCAGGCUGUGGGAGACUUCAAUAUAACAGCUGCAUUCCCCAUUCAACAAAGGACCUUAAGGAACUACACUUGUCUCUCCUUUUGAAUGAAAACCACAAAAAUGAAAACAAAAUUGACUCAACGUGAUUAAAGAGGAAGAAAGAGAGAGAGAGAGAGAGAGA
Chelmon rostratus (copperband butterflyfish) is the source of this 2997-nucleotide messenger RNA. It is a transcript of the gene adam22, whose product is annotated as ADAM metallopeptidase domain 22. The transcript has 31 exons. Lineage: Eukaryota; Metazoa; Chordata; Actinopteri; Chaetodontiformes; Chaetodontidae. Gene Ontology annotation, molecular function: metalloendopeptidase activity. The coding region runs from base 1 to 2862 and encodes 953 amino acids. Gene Ontology annotation, biological process: proteolysis. Gene Ontology annotation, cellular component: postsynaptic density membrane. The record is from RefSeq and is a predicted model, not a curated record.